Messenger RNA from Westerdykella ornata, 1371 nucleotides. RefSeq lists its product as uncharacterized. NCBI's taxonomy places the organism in Eukaryota, Fungi, Ascomycota, Dothideomycetes, Pleosporales, Sporormiaceae. The coding region runs from base 75 to 1268 and encodes 397 amino acids. The transcript has a single exon. The record is from RefSeq and is a predicted model, not a curated record.
GUCCCAAUUCCGACCUCCAGCAACAAGCUCCGACAACCUCCAACCUCCGAAUCCCACCCACCCACUUCCCCCAUAUGCCAGGCCGGUCGCUCCCGCUCCGCCUGCAUAUUUCCAACCCCCAAUGCCGCUACAAAACCACCGCCGCAGUCCUCCGCGGUGACGCUCUGGGCCCCACCCAGCAAUCCGCCCACCGCACCCACCGCAUCCUCAAAACGGGCGAAACGCUCCCGCUCCCACCCCUCCUCGACCCCCUCGUCCUCGAACAACGCUCCAAAUGGACGCAACCCAAAAAACCCCCGGACGCGAAGACCUUCACCCCCUUCCAGAAGAAACUCUACGCCACGCCGUACGCGCACAUGCUGGCUAGCCCCGUCCGCCAAUGCCGCCUCACGCACAUCCUACUCCCAUCGGACCUCCUCCUCUCCCUACACGCGCGGAAUCACCCCGGUACAACGGAUCCCUGGAUCCUCCCCGUGUCCGCCACAACGACGACGAAGAAGAAGGAGAAACAACAGCUCGGUGCACCCUUCCGCUUCAUCAAUCGGCAGGUCGUGCUCGAGGAGCUGGGCCGGAGGCGGAAAUGGGCGCAUAGUAUGGGGCCGAGGUUUGAGGAGGCGGUCGGGAAGACGCGGUUGUCGAAGAUUGUUUGGAGGGAGGAUAUGGUUGAUUUCGUGCUCGGGUUGAUGCGGAAAAGGGUGUUGGGGGCGUUGAGGUGGGGGUUCGGGCGCGUGGGUCAGUAUGUUCCUGUUGCGAGUCCGAGGACGGUGGAUCUGGAAGGUAUGAUGACACAGAAGGGGAAUGGCAAUGGGAAUGGGAAUGGAAAAGGAGUGGAUGUUUCGUGUGUGCUCGUUUUGGGGACGUUGAAAACUCACGCCGAGGAUUUACAGGCCAGGUGUAAGAGGAUAUCGGAUACGUUGAAGGAGCUUGCAACGAGCACUGCGGAGAUUCUGAGGCCGUACCUGGACCCGCAUCGCCAAAAAGGCGUUACCCAUCAUCCGCCCUGGUGGUAUAGAGGCCCUCUAGUACCCACGCUGCAGCCCAGGCUUUGGAUUCCUCCGCUGGAGUUCAAAACGACGGUAUGCGGCGGGAAGAAGGUGCCGGUGUAUAGUCUGUGCGACUUACUUGGGGAAGAGAAUUUGAACGAGCUGCUGGCCGACUCGAAGUUCAAGGAUGACAAGUGUCUGGUUAUACCGAGGGGCCGGCACAAUGUCCCCGUAGAGACGUUGUUGAUGGAGUUACAAGCAUUUUUGGCAUCUCCAGGCCCUUAGACUCUAGGGCGGAUUGUACUUAUCUUGUGCAGAUAUCGGUGAGAUUCGGAAUGCGAGGCCACAUAGACACAUAGGGAAUGCUCAGUGAAAUAGCCGUCUGGAU